AAUAACUGUUUGGAUAUGACUUGCUCGGGCAAAAGGUGUGCAUUGGCCCGAUCAAGCCUGACUUCUAGCCAAGUUUCCGAACCAAACGCACCCUCGCCAGCCCCGGGAAGAAAGGCCCAAGGGAGAAACCUGGGGCGCUCGGCUGGUGCCCCCACCGCCGGGCGAGGGAUGCGGGCGGUCCGUGCACGGCAGGCGGAAAGGAUCGUGUUUCUGGACCCGGCCACCCCCCGCGUCCGCAACGCCGCCCCCGAGGGACGAGUGACAGCGGCCGCCGCGCUCGGUCCAGUCUUCCCGGCUGGAAGCGCCGAGGUGCGCCGAGCAGGAGCAGGGAACAAAGGAGCGGAGAGGGGAGGGGAGAGAGUUGGGCGAGGGAGAGCCCCCGGCCGGCUGCCAGAAGAUCCCGGCGGGAGGAAGCCCAAGUGUCACUUGAAUUCCACCCAAGGAGCGGGCGCCUGGGAUCAGAGCGCCCUGUUAGCAAUAACGGCUGGAGCACGUCCUACAAGUUACGGGAGAGUCGGCUGUGAAGGAGACCGUUCGCUUGUCCCCUGUGUCCCCGCUCCUGGCCCCUCCAGACCCCAGCCUUGCCUCGCGCUGGGAGGGGAGAUCCAGAAUGAAAGGCAAGAAAGGUAAGGCGGCCGCGGGCUGCGCGCACCAGGAGGCGCGAGUCCGGGGAAACGUGCUGGCCGGGCCGCGCCGCGCGGAGUCACUUGGUGGACUUUUCCGCCCAGGGGCUCUCAUGCUGGAGUGGCGGCCGUGCUCUUUGUUGAGGCUGCGUCUGAAACGGCAGCGGCUGUUUUCCUGCUAGACACAACACGAGGGGCUGUUGUGGGGCGAGCCUCUCCACGCUGCUGGCACGUUGUCAAGAAACACGCUCAGCGCCUUGUUUGUGCGCCUGCAAGUUUCAUUGUCUCCGCCGACACCCCACGCUUGGCCCAGCCGCCGCGUGGCUUCUCGCUCUUUCUCGCGUGCUGGGGAUAUGGGGUCCGAGUAGGGAGGACCCAGCACCUGGUUUUUCCCGAUCCGGACCCGAGGCGGCCGGGGCCGCGGGACCGCCGCGCCUUUGUCUGAAAGUUCCAUUCCUAGGCUCCCCCUGCCCCCGCCGCCCCCCUACUCCCAGCCGGGCCCUAGCACUGUUCUUUAGGGAUGUGGUGUUUUUACGAUCGAAGGAAUGCGAUUCUGGACCCCCUCAUCGCCCUCGGGUGUAAACAGCUUUGGAAAGCCAGACUUUUACAAAUCCCCAGUCUCUGAAAGUUUUCCCACGAUGAAUUUUGGGGCAGGAGGAAGAGUUAGGACCCAGGGCCAGCAGCUUCAAGCAGCAUGAAGUCAAAAUGCGUCCAAAUGUGACAAGCAGGCUUGGUUGUAAGUGCAAAGAGCAAGGCUGUCAUUGUUUCCACGAAGCGUUCUGGAAGCUUUACAACUAAAACUUGCCGUCAGUUUGGUUUAAAAACAAACUACACCGGAGGGGGACGGGGGGUGGAGAAACCACACACAACACCCCGAAAGGUCAAAGAAUGUGAAGUCCCUUUUGAAGUUAACUUUUGAGUCCCUGGCUGGGAGGUCCCCCGAGUGUUCCGCCGUGGGCUGGAGGUGGCGUUUCUGUUGUGAUUUAUGUGGAGUGGUUCAAAACAGAAGUUAAUCACUCGGGAAGCGGACGGGAGGGGCGGCGCUACUGCGCAUGCCCGGGAGCCGCCUGGAGUUUGGAACUCCACAUUCUUCCAGACCCGGCCCGCUGGGGGGCGUUCCUGAGGGGGUAGCCGCAAGGCCAGCGGGGUUCCUUCGGCUGCGUUUCUGUGGGAGGCCCUGAAACGCGCGGAGCUUCCCUCUGCCGCCAGGCUUUCCCAGCGAGAGUGAAAUUAAACUUGAAACUCGGAUCAACUGGUAGUCGUUGUUGGUAGAACGCCCUAAGGACCCCUCCCCGAGGGACGGAGGGAGGACUCGGGACAGGGAAUUGGCCCUGGGAGAAAACGCGCGGGGAGCGUCCGAGACGCCCCGUGAAAGCCGUGCCGACCCUUGGGAGGGUUGACAGGUCUAGAGAGACGCGCUGUCUGUUGUGGUGGGCCUCCCCGGAAUAAGUGAGGGGCUCUGUGUUUCGAGGAUGGUUCUAGCGCAGAGCCGGGCGUCCGCCGGCGUGGGCUCCCCGCAUUGUUCGGGCUCUGGCGGGGGCGGCUCUGAUUACUUUCCAUGGCCCGCCCCCCACCCCGGGAAUCCCCAGUGCUCCUUUUCCACGGCUUUUCUGGCGUCCCCCCGACUCUCCCGCGGCACUUUGGCCUACCUUCCCCCAGCGCCCUGGUCCUCCCUGGAGACCACCUCUGCACUCCCAGGGUCCUCCUGCCCCCACCCCCACCGGCGCGUCGCCCACAGCCGCGUGCCCUCUCCCCGGAGCUGGGGACCAAGGCUGGGCCCCGCCGGCCGCAUCGGUGGGAACUUCCGCGGUCCCCAUCCCAGGGCGCACAGGGUCCAGCUCCUCGGCGCCGACUCAUGGAAACAAUGAAAGGUGACGGGCUGAAGGGGAAACUUUGCGACUGGUUCAGGGCUUGUCGGGGGAGCCGAGGCUGCCGAGGUUACCCGGGUUUCUUUCCCCUUUUAGGUUUCCCUGGCGAGUCGUCUGGGGUGGGCAGGCCCCUGAAAAAGUGGGAUUCACGGCCUCAUUUCUAGUUUCUUGGGUCCUGGAGUUCCUUUGCUUGUGCUAACUCGUGCAGUGUGCGGGCCGGCCUGUUUCACUUGAGGCCGAGGAACUCUCAAGAACAAAAGCUACUUGCUUUUCCUCCUUGGGCCCCUCCCUCUCCUCGUGCUCCUCCGCGGUCCUCCCCUAAAACUACCUGGGGCGGGGGGGGAGCCUUCCCCGUCGGCUCUGGAAAGACUCCUGAGGAAGUCGAGCCCUCAUUACUGUCUUGUCUUAUAAAAGUCUGCAAAUCUUUUCAAGUUUUCUUAAAACAAGUGCACUUUCAGCUCCAUUCCUGAGCCCGGGGUUUGGUAAGCCUGGUUUGUGAUAAUAGUGUGUCUUCCCAGAAAGCUGAGAGUGACGCCAAAAGAUCUCCCAAAAUGACUUUAAAACAAUGAGAAGGAUCGAUAAGGAAAAUCCACUAAGUCUUUUUGCUCCCAGUUUUUAACUGUUGAAUUCCUGCUUUGGGAUUGCUCUUUGGCUGGGGUAGCCAACCACACCUUGGAUUUGGUGGCUUGAGUGUUCAAUUCCUGUUGCUUCUCCCAAGGAGAUACUGAUUUUUUUUUUUUUCUUUUGUUCCUGGAGACCGGGUCCGGCUAUGUUGCCCAGGCUGGUCUCGAACUCCUGGGCUCAAGAAAUCCUCUCGCCUUGGCCUCCCAAAGUUCUGGGAUUACAGGCAAGAGACAUUGCUCCCAGCUCAAAGGAGAACUUCUGGUCGGGAAACUUGUUGAGUUAAAUUUGCUUUUUCCUAAUUGUGCAUCUCGACUUUUCCCAUCAAUCUUAUUUCUAGAGUUUCUUCACAACCAGUGUCUCCCUGCCUCCCUGUCUCAUGAUGUUACCGAGCUAUUCAGAAAAGAAAGUGCAGGGCUGGGCGCGGUGGUUCACGCCUGUAAUCCCAGCACUUUGGGAGGCCUAGGCGAGCAGAUCAUCUGAGGUCGGUAGUUCGAGACCAGCCUGACCAACAUGGAGAAACCCCGUCUCUACUAAAAACACAAAAUUAGCCGGGCGUGGUGGCUCUUGCCUGUAAUCCCAGCUAUUCGGGAGGCUGAGGCAAGAGAAUCGCUUGAACCCGGGAGGCGGAGGUUGCGGUGAACCGAGGUUGCCGCAUUGCGCUCCAGCCUGGGUGACAAGAGCGAAACUCUGUCUCAAAAAAAAAAAAAGUGCAGGAACAAGGUCGCUGCUUAGAGCGGUGGGAUCCUCAGGCCAUGUUGUGGCUUUCUACACAACAUUUCCUUGUAUGUGGAUAGCGUGAAAGAAGCUUGUGAUCCUGCCCCCACCCUCCCCACCGCCACAUUUUUUAAAGUGUAAGCAAAGCAAGACGUUUGGAAACAAGUCUUAACCGGGAAACUUUUCAAAAGCGCUGUUACAAUAGGAAAUGAGUAAGGAGGAAAAAAGUCUUUGUUUUUCCAAGCUGAGCCACAACCAGGAGGGAGAGUUUUAAUGAAAACAGUCCUGACAGCAGCAAACGUGGUUUUACUGCAGUGAAAUAUCAGCUGGCGUAGCCAAGGCACUGAAGUCUUAACUUCCUGUUACUUCAGCUUUUGUGCGCAUAUUGGAAAUAUUUGUUAAGAGUUCCAGAGGCCUGGCAUUCAUUUAUUUAAAUGAACUGAGACCAGAGUAAAGUCGCGCUGCAGUUUGGUGUUGCUUAACUGAAACCUGCUUUUGUGUGUCACUAACCUAUUCUGAAAGAUCAGGCUUCUUGUCAAACUAGGCAAGCAGAUCAAAGGGCAGCCUUCAGGGGCUUUUUUUGUUUCAAACUCUUUGUGAUUACCAACUUACAGUCGGGAAUUCACUGUUCAAUGAGCAAAUUUUCACACUUUUUCUAGAUUAAAAAAAGGAAGGAGAUAAUAGCCUUCAGAAGAAUGUCUGGCUUUUCAGACGUUGGAGAGUUUAAACAAAUUGCUUUAUUCAAAUUUGCUUUAGUCAUUUAAUUAACUUGACACUUUUUUUAAAAGUUCGAUUUCUUUAAUUAUUAAAGCCAAUGUGAGACAGGAACUCAGCUAUAAUUUCUUUAAGCUAUUUUAUUAAUAGUUCUUCACCCAAAUUUCAAUAUGGGUUUUGAAAGUCUCAUCUUGCCAAUAGUGAAAGUAGUUUCAGUUUUAAAUGGGCACUUUUAAAAAACUUUUUAAAAACUUAAAUCAUCAGGGGAGGGGAAUUUCAAAUACAUGGCAGUUAAAACUUAGGAUUCUUGUGCGGUUUAUUUGUAGCUGUUUAUUAAGCUGUGAGCUAAAGUGAAUUUGCAAGAUCAUCCACCUCUUUGUUAGAACUUGCUUUACUUUGUCUUUGGAGAGUUCUGCCUUUUGUAGGAAUACCCUGCAGCACCUUCUGCCCCCUGCAGUCCAAAACUAAAAAUGUGUCACCAAGUCAGAGUCAAUCAAAAGGGUGGGAAAAAUUCCUUUAAAAAACAUGGUGUUUAGCUUAAGAGGAAUAUUCCGUUUUUAUUUCCUGUCAAGGGGAACUGGCUCCAUUAAGGUCAAGUCAUAUUUUCAACCAAAAUUACAUACUACAGAGGAAAGAGCAUACAAAGCUAAAAAUGCUUACCUUUACAUUUUUGUUGUUUUAAUUACUUCCCCUAAUAUAGAAGUACUGAUUUUUUUCAAGCAUGCCAUUGUUUGUAAUUCAUUUCUGUUUUUAAGAGUCUAGAUUGUCUACAAGCAAAAGAAUGUAUUUCUUUAGUCAUUCGGAGUUAGCCUGCUGUAGUUUUUGAAAGGUGGAAUUAAUAGCGUUUGUUAUUUAAUUUUUUUUAAGUUCAGAAUGAUGUUUAAAUAUCUGUAAAGGCCAGUUCUGAAGCUUUAUUGAACCCAGUCCAUCUGUGAUUUAAAUAUUCUCUAUGGCUUGUGAAUUCUUAAAAUUUCUGGCAGGAUUAAAGUACUUACAGCCAAAAGAGCUUCCUCUGGGGCUUGCAUAUUCAGUUUCCUUUGUCAUGUAAUCAUUUAAGACUAAACUCUGCUUAUUGAUAUGUAGUAUUCUAUUCUAGGUUGAGAUCAAACUGGUAGCUGAAAUUUAGGAGACAUUUUUAAUUCAUUUAGUAUUAGGCAUCUUUUGACCUUACUAAAGUACCAGUAAUAGAAAAA
Pongo pygmaeus (Bornean orangutan) is the source of this 5736-nucleotide messenger RNA. RefSeq lists its product as uncharacterized. The transcript has 3 exons. The record is from RefSeq and is a predicted model, not a curated record. NCBI's taxonomy places the organism in Eukaryota, Metazoa, Chordata, Mammalia, Primates, Hominidae. The coding region runs from base 16 to 630 and encodes 204 amino acids.